GUUGCCUUGUUUGGACACUAGAGUACAGUUAUCUGUGGGAAGGAUAUGAUAUUCCUGCUUUCCAAUUUCACCAAUGAAAAGACCCUGCUGUAGUGUGGAAAAGAAUCGCACCUCGUGCCGUUCGAUGAGAAAAAGGUGGAAGCUAAACGGCACGCAGUUCCAUUGUAAAUAGCAUAUCCGACAUGAUUGGGCCACUAAUUAGAUAUCACGAGAAAAUAGCAGCGAGCGUUUUCCAUCUCCGCCGCCUUCAUCUGAAAGCAAAACAGUUUGAUUCUUCAUCUGAAAGCUCCGAAUCCGAUCUUUAGCUUCACACGACAAAAACUUGAUACUACGUUGUUCUCGCUUCCUUCUUCUAUAUUGGUCCGAUCAUCUUCUGGUGAGCUUGCUCUGGUGCUAUCGAUGGCGUACGUGGAUCAUGCGUUCUCGAUUUCGGACGAAGAUAUCAUGAUCGGGACUUCCUACACCGUGAAUAAUCGACCUCCGGUGAAGGAGAUCUCUCUAGCCGUAGCUCUUCUCGUGUUUGGAACCCUAGGUAUUGUCUCUGGCUUCUUCAUGGCGUACAACCGAGUAGGCGGUGAUCGCGGCCACGGUAUUUUCUUUGUGAUUCUCGGCUGUAUCCUGUUUAUCCCCGGGUUUUACUAUACACGGAUUGCGUAUUACGCUUACAAAGGAUACAAAGGCUUCUCCUUUUCAAACAUACCGCCCGUUUAGCCUCUUUGAAGAUCGCCCCAAAUCUCGCAUCUGCCCAAUGUAUAUAGUUCACUCUCACUAGAGUUCGUCGCUGAAACGCUGUGUUUUCUGUGAGCUUUUAGCUUAGCUGAGUCGAGUCCACGUCUGAUAUGUAUCCCUUCUUUCUUGUGAUUCUUGUUCUGUGUUAAAUAAUUUUGUGAUCAAUAGUCAUGCCAGAUCUAUAUA
Molecule: messenger RNA, 915 nt
Organism: Tarenaya hassleriana
Lineage: Eukaryota; Viridiplantae; Streptophyta; Magnoliopsida; Brassicales; Cleomaceae
Product: transmembrane protein 230
Exons: 3
Coding region: 400-711 (103 amino acids)
Cellular component (GO): endomembrane system
Source: RefSeq, a predicted model, not a curated record